Messenger RNA from Zophobas morio, 3961 nucleotides. Its product is annotated as ATP-binding cassette sub-family C member 4-like. Gene Ontology annotation, cellular component: membrane. Lineage: Eukaryota; Metazoa; Arthropoda; Insecta; Coleoptera; Tenebrionidae. Gene Ontology annotation, biological process: transmembrane transport. Gene Ontology annotation, molecular function: ATP binding; ABC-type transporter activity; ATP hydrolysis activity. The transcript is spliced from 10 exons. Bases 1 to 3933 code for a protein of 1310 amino acids. The record is from RefSeq and is a predicted model, not a curated record.
AUGCCUUAUAACACCAUCCGUAUAAAAACGGUCAAUUGCUACCAAUUCUGCUUACGUAAAUUUAAAUUGGUGAUAAAGUACUACUACCUACACUGUGAAGGACUAAUAGAAAACUUAAACAGUGUAAAUAGCUCACUAAAAAUUGUCACUGCUAAUAUCGCAAUUCCUUACCAAUCUAUUGUUAGUGUUUUAAUAAUAAUGAAUAGAAAAAAGACGGAAGAAAGGCAAAAUAACCCCAGGCAAACAGCAAAUAUAAUUUCCAAAUUAACUUUUUGGUAUACUUAUGACUUGUUUAAAAUAGGAUUUAAACGAGAGCUCGAAGAAAAAGAUUUGUACGAAGUGCUUCCUCAGUUUAACACGUCCGAACUCGGAGAUCAUGCAGAACGCAUGUGGAAUCAAUAUAAAGAACAUAAGAAUGCAAUGUUUUUAGUUUUGUGGAAAAUGUAUGGCAAAUAUUACUGCAUCCUCAGUAUGAACAUGCUUUUUACUAUCAUACUCAACGUUACCCGUCCCAUUAUCAUUGGAAAAUUAGUUUUCUUUUUCACUCCAGACCAACAAAGUUUAACUAAAAUGAAUGCUUUGUUCUACGCUAUAUUCUUGUUUGCACUUCAAAUAGUUGACGUGAUUUGUAGACAAAACUAUCUUUUCUUGAUAGAAAAUUUAACCAUCAAGAUUCGCACCGCGUUUUGUUCACUGAUUUACCGAAAAUUUCUUAAACUUCCCGUAAGUCGCUUACGUCACAUUACCUUUGGCAAUGUAACAAAUCUGAUAACAAGAGACAUCAGUGUAUUCGAACAAUUCUUCUUUAACUUCACUUACGCGUGGUCUGGGUUCAUAAUUGCGAUAAUUUCAUGUUGCAACAUGUUUCCAAGUAUUGGUUUACCAGCUGCCAUCGCAGUUCUUGCAUUUGCUGUAUUUAUUCCACUUCAGGUUGUUGUAGGAUUAUGGAUCUCUUCACUCAAGAGAGAAACAUCUAAAAAAACCGACAUAAGGCUCAAUGAAUUUAGAGACGUUUGUGCUAACAUUAGAAACACCAAAAUAUAUGCGUGGGAAGAUCAUGCGGAAAACAAAAUAUCUCUGGCAAGAAAGAACGAAAUGUCUAUUUUGUUUAAAAUUUUUAUUUUACUGUUUCUAUCUGUGACAACAGGGAUCAUACUUAACAACGUAACAUUUUAUAUUGUUGUAAUGGCUAACAUCUGGACGGGUCAAACCUUGACGGCGGAAAUUAUGUACUUUAUCAGUGGUAGUUUGCUAGCUGUCUAUCAUACAAUAUCAUUUACAAUUCCAUAUGCUACAUUUAGUUUAUCCCAAGUAAUUACUGCUAUUAAAAGAAUGCAAACUUUAGCUCACACAUUAGAAACGAAGGACGAAGAAACGUGUCACGCAUUUCAAACAAAGAAACCAAAGGUCGAAUUUUCAAAUGUGAAGCUUAUGAUCAAAGAUAAAACGGUUUUUAAAAAUGUUAUGCUUAAAGUAUAUACAGGAUUGACUCUAAUUACCGGACCUGCCGGUAGUGGCAAAAGUGUGCUACUGUUGACAAUUUUAAAAGAAUUUAAAGUAUCUGAAGGCAAAUUACUUGUUGAAGGCAAGUUAUCUUAUGCAUCACAAGAACCUUGGUUAUUUCCUGCCACCAUUAAACAAAACAUACUUUUCGGAAACAGCUAUAAUCAUAAACGCUACCAAGAGGUUUUACGCGUUUGUGAUUUACAAUAUGACAUAGAAUUACUAGAAAAUGGGGAUUCCACUAUUGUGGCGGAUGGUGGAAGCAAUUUGAGCAAAGGUCAGCGAAGCAGGGUUAACUUAGCCAGGGCUAUAUAUCAAGAUAGCGACAUUUAUUUAAUAGACGACACUUUGUCGAGUUUAGAUCCUUUAGUUGCUGACCACAUUUUUAAAAACUGCAUUUUAAAACUUUUGCAUGGCAAAAUAGUAUUUCUCGUGAGUCAUUAUUUGGAUUUAAGCCAAUAUGCUGCAACCAUUGUAAAUCUAGGCAAUGGAAAUCUGACCACUUGGAAAAACGAUUUGUCAGAUAAUGUACAAAAUAACGAUCCAAAAUUCAUUCCAAAUGUUUGUGCCAUUUUAAAAGAAUCUAACCCAAAAACUAAUUCUGCUGAUUCUGAAGAAAGCAAGUUAAUCGAAACGACAAAAACAAAUAAAAUUUAUGGAGAAUUAAAAAUAUCGGGUUCAGUUCCUCUGAAGAUUUACAUGAAAUAUGUAGGCAUGGGAGGAUAUUUUACAUUUUUUAUUAUAUUUUGUAUCUUCGUUUUAACUCAGUUAAUAGUAAGUUACAAAGAUAACUUAUUAAGCGACUGGGUAAAUUUGGAAGACAAAAUUUCACGAAUUAAUCACACGGUUGACAGCAUAUCUUAUUCAAUUCUUACAGAAGAUCGUAAUCAACUUUUGCAUACCUACGGUGCCGCAGUUGUCGGGCUAUCUGUCGCUACAUUAAUCAGAGGAUGUAUUUUGUUUUUAUUUUCAAGAAGGGUAUCAGUGACCCUACAUAAAAAAAUGCUGAACUGCGUUAUUAAUGCUUGUCUUAAUUUUUUUGACACUACGUUUUUAGGAAAUAUUGUGAAUAGAUUUUCAAAAGAUCUUGAUAGCGUUGAUGAAAGUAUUCCGUUUCCUCUACACCAUCUGCUAGCUAUUGUCUUUGAAACUGUUGGAAAUAUUCUACUUAUUUCCUCUACCAAUAUAAGAUUACUUUUACCCAUCGGCUUGCUUUUCGUGGGCCUGACACUUUUUAGAUGCGUUUAUAUUAAAACAGGAAGACCAUUAAAAAGAUUAGAUGCUUCAACCAAAAGUCCUGUUGUCGGAUAUCUAAACGCUACAUUAGAAGGACUGCCAACUAUUAAAGCUUUUAAUGCGCAAGAAAUUAUCAAGAAGGAAUUUGAGACACAUCACAACCUUUAUAAUUCAGCCUCCUAUUCGCAUGCUGCUUGCAUGAAAGCUUUUGCGUUCGUGGCAGAUAUCCUUGCAUCCAUUUUCGUCUUUAUGGUUAUUUUGCAAUUUAUAAUUUUUGGCAAAGAUGUGCUACCUGGCGAAGUCGGAUUAGCAAUUUCACAGUCAUUUGCAGUUUGUAUAGUGCUCUUCUUUGGAAUGCACAAGUGGGUUGAUUUAGAAACACAAAUGACAUCAGUGGAACGUGCUAUGGAAUAUACAGAUAUACAGAAAGAGUCUAAAUCAGGAUUAGAGAUCAAAAACUGGCCAACACUAGGUGAAAUUAAAUACGAAAAUGUUUACCUUGAUAUAGGUAAUUCUAAGUCAAGUGUACUAAAGAACUUAAAUUUUCAUAUUAAACCUAACGAGAAACUAGGAAUUGUGGGGCGCACGGGAGCUGGUAAAUCGUCAAUUAUCUCAGCACUCUUCCGUUUGUACGAAAUUAAAGGAAGAAUCAUUGUGGAUGGUAUUGAUAUUAAAACACUUUCAUUACAUUUUCUUAGAUCCAAAAUUUCUUUGAUUCCACAAGAUCCAUUCUUGCUCAGCGGAACACUGCGGUACAAUAUAGAUCCAAAUAAAAUACACAAGGACGAAGAAAUCUGGAAUGCUCUAAAGACUGUGAAAUUAGACACACUUAUUUCAAGUUUGGAUGCUAAUAUUAAAGAAUUUGAGUUUAGCUGCACUCAGAAACGAUUACUGUGUUUGGCAAGAGUGUUAAUAAAGAAAAAUAAAAUAUUAGCUGUCGACGAAAUAGUCGAACAUGUGGACAGUGAAACUGAAAAUUUAAUUUAUAACAUCAUAGAGAAACAAUUCAAAUUUUGCACCAUUAUUAAAAUAGCCCACAAAUUAAAAUUUGUUAUGGACUGCAACAAAGUGUUAGUUUUGGAUAACGGCAACGUUGUUGAAUAUGAUAAUCCUCAAAUUUUGUUGAAGAAUCAAAGUGGUUUGUUUUAUAAAAUGGCAAAACAAUCAGGAAUUUAUGGCAACACUUUACUUUAAAAAUAUUUACCUAUAUGCUAGUGGUUUG